Nothobranchius furzeri (turquoise killifish) is the source of this 2325-nucleotide messenger RNA. It is a transcript of the gene def6c, whose product is annotated as DEF6 guanine nucleotide exchange factor c. NCBI's taxonomy places the organism in Eukaryota, Metazoa, Chordata, Actinopteri, Cyprinodontiformes, Nothobranchiidae. The record is from RefSeq and is a predicted model, not a curated record. Gene Ontology annotation, cellular component: nucleus; cytoplasm.
GGGGGAGGAAAAAGGUGUGUGCUGCCUCUACUCUCCGCCCCGGCGGGGUUCCAGCGCAGCUCCGUGUUUGCGCUCCAGCUGCGUAAAAGCCGCUGCGCUCCGCUCGGAAAUGUAGCUUUUUUUUGCGCACAAAGCGGUCUCCAAAAUGGACCUAAAAUCCGAACUUCUCAAGUCCAUCUGGUACGCUUUCACCUCGCUGGACGUGGAGAGGUGCGGGAAAGUGUCCAAGUCGCAGUUGAAGGUGCUUUCUCACAACCUGUACACAGUGCUGAACAUCCCACACGACCCUGUGGCCCUGGAGGAGCACUUCCAGGAUGAUGACGAUGGGCCGGUUUCAAAUCAUGGAUACAUGCCCUACCUAAAUAAAUACAUCCUGAAUAAGGUAAAGGAGGGGAUGUUUGAUAAAGAGAAGUUUGAUGACUUGUGCUGGAUGAUGACCAUGAAGAAGAACUUCAACAAGUCUCUGCAGGGCUCGCUGCUGUCCGAGAGAGACUGCUUCAAGCUGUUUUGUCUAUUCAACCUCCUGUCAGAGGAUCGCUAUCCACUGGUGAUGAUCACCGAGGAGGUAGAGUAUCUUCUGAAGAAACUUUGCACAGCAAUGAGCCAGGAGUGGGAUGAAAAGCCAUUGGAGGACCUUAUAUCCCAGGAUCCUACUGUGCUGGAGGAGGGAAUGUCAGUAUGGAGCUUUCUGGAGCACAUGAGAACGGGUCGACUGCUGAGGGUCACCAGCACUGAGGCUUUAAGCUUGGCUUUGAACGAGGUGUUCCUGGAGAUGUAUCACAACGUCCUAAAGAGGGGUUACAUGUGGAAGAAGGGGCACGUGCGGAGGAACUGGACCGAGCGCUGGUUUGUGUUGAAGCCCUCCUCUAUGGCUUACUAUGCUAGCGAGGACCUAAAGGACAAGAAAGGGGAAAUCCAGCUGGAUAAGAGCUGUGUCGUAGAGCCCAUUCCGGACAGGGAAGGAAAGCGCUGUUUGUUCUGUGUGAAAACGCACAACAAAACCUAUGAGAUGAGUGCGUCUGACCAGAAGCAGAAGGUGGAGUGGACACAAGCGGUUCAAAGAGCCCUUCGUCUUCAGCAUGAAGGAAAAUCCUUCCUUCAUCAUGAUUUAAAGUUAAAGAGACGAGUUCAGCGGGAAAAUAGCACCCGUGAGCGCAGCCGGAGUAGCCGGAGUAGCCGGAGCAGCCAAUCAGACGACUCCAACAUCCAGGAGGUGGACCGGAUGGAGAAAGACAAACAGGAUUUAGAGAUCGAAAACAUCAUCCAGCAUGCACGGGAAUUAGAAAUUCGCAGAAGGGAGGCAGAGGAGAGUGAGAGAAGGAAACAGAAGGAGGUGCAGAUGGAGCUGGAGAGACAACUUAAAGAGGCUGAAGUGAUGAGAGAAAGCCUACAGGCCGAGAUGCAGAAGAAGGAAAAGAAGGCUGAGCAGCAAAAGAGAAGGAUCCAGGAGUUGGAGCUGACGCAGGAGAAACUGGAGGCUGCUCUUGACAUCGAGAUCCAGGCUCGGAUGGAGGAGGAGAGAGCCAGACAGGAGUUGGAGAGGUUGCUGGAGGCUGAGGACGAGAAGAAGAGGCAGUUUCGGCUCCUCCAGGAGCAGCAGGGGUUUCUGCAGAGGCAGGAGGCCUCAAACGGCAGACCUAGUGAAUCCACCCCAUCAGCACUUUACUCAGCCUCUCUGGAGCUUCAGCAUUUACAAGCAUCUCGUCAGAGGAGUCAUCAGCACCUGGAGGAGAUGCAGGAGAGGCUGAGAAAUGCCACCCAGCAUGUGAGACACUGGAAUGUCCAGCUGAACCGCCUGAUGACUCCCAUCACUCCUGCAGAGCGUUUGGAAAGUCGGCUUCUGUCGCAAAACAUUUGUCCCAAAAAGGAAGGAGCGCUGGCCAGCACCGAGUUCAUCUCUAAAUAUAAAAUAAGACACGAUCGCAGCAACAGGAUAGGAGGAGAUGAAAUGGAGAAACUGGAGGAGCGGAUGGAGGCCGCCCACAUGUCAGAUGAAGCAGACUGUUAGGCGUUUUAUUGUUUUUCAGCAUUUUUAAAUACCUGAAACAGAAUGACUCAAGAUAAAUUUAUAAUAUACAUCUACAGUUAAAGAAAUUGAAAGAUGAUUCAUGGUAGGUUUCCUGGGGUUGCAGACGACUCGCGAGGGAAACCCAAGAGAAGGUUGUAAUCAAAUGGACUAAAAAUUAAUUAACUAUUCAAUGUGCUCUAAACAAGAAAACGUUGUAUCAUAUUUAUAUUUGAAUUGUGUGCUAAGAUGCAGUUUAAUUUUAUUAAAACCAUUAAAAAACCAUUAAAGAAAGCCACAUCUAAUGGUGGAUUAUAUCA